ACACAUGGCCCAGGCACUAAUCAAAUCUAUCUCUAAUAAUAAACCUCCCGAGCAAUGUGUGGGCUCGGGGCUGGAGCUCGCAGUGCAAUGGCAGCAGCCGAGAGGGACUAGACGCCGCAGGAAAGUCAAAUCCAUGGAUGGGACGCACGUCGGGCGGGAUGCCAUGAACAACUGCACAGACCAGCAGUACUGGGACACCCUCGUUUGCCAGUGCAUCCCCUGCAGCCUUGUAUGCAGCCGGCCCACAGUGAGGAGGUGUGCUGCGCUGUGCGAGUCCAUGGACUGCAACAGGAAAGCCGGCUUCUACUAUGACAAGCUCCUGAACAACUGCAUCAACUGCACCAUGGUCUGUGGGCAGCACCCAAAGCAGUGUGCCCAGUCCUGUGAAGCGGGUGCCCUGGGGGCCACCCCUGCUCCGCCAGCCACCCUGGUCACGGCCUCGCCACCAGCGGCUGUGCUGGAGCCGAAGUCGUGCAUGGAGCAGGAGCCGUGGCUGGUGGUGUACCUGCUGCUGGGCCUCUGCCUCUGUGCCCUCGUCUGCUUCCUGCUCCUGGGCUGGACCCACCUGCGCAGGAAGGGAGAGGUGGUCUCCUGCCAAGCCAGCGCGGGGACCUGCCACCGCAGGGAGGACUCCUCCAAAGAUCAUCUGGUGGAAGCGGGCAGCGUUGGUGAUGGAUCCACUGGCAGCAGGGUCCCAGAGCCAAUGGAAACCUGUAGUUUCUGCUUCCCUGGACAUGGCUCCGCUGUACAAGAGACCAAACCAUGCCACGGCACCUCCUAUCACAUAGGGGAAAGAGCUGCUCCCUCUCACACCGGGAUAUGCAGCAUGGGAAGUGCUGGGGCCAUUCCCAGCCCUGACGAUGGUCACUUCAAAAUCAUAUGUUCUCCUUCACAAGAAAAGACGCCCAUGGCAUGACUGUAGCGAAUGUUCCUGCACAGGAUCAGAAAGGAGGGAUGCUCCCUCUGCCCCCAAAACACAGCUGCUUUACCCUCUGUUCCCAGUGACUGUAACAGCUUCUACCAGGACCAGUGGACCUGGCCCAGCCUUUGCCCAGGGCUGUAGGCUACAGACAGUGCUGCCGGUUACAGACAGUGCUGUUUAAUUUGAAUCAGGAAAAGAAAUUCUCAUUAUUCUUGUGCACUCCCAGUGAUAGAAGUCGCUUCCCAUUUAGCAGUAUCUUCAUCCUCCGCCUUGACCUCUGCAGACCCCUCUGUGCAUCCCCGUCAUUGGGAGCGAUGUCUUGCAGGGGCUUUUCAUCCUGGUUCCACCAUCAGCAUCACUUUGUCUCUGCAAAGGGUGUCGAUGCAGAGCCAGGACCAGACUGUGGUGUCCACCAGUCCCCAUGGAAAGCACACCUUUCCCUGCUUGAAAACUCUACCAUGUAACAGAAGCCAUUUACAAGCAGAGCUAUAAGAAUCUCAGACAUGGACUCAGACCCAAGGACUUACUCAUGGAGGUUAUAAUGACCACCGAAUGCCACUGAGGUAUUCUCAAGUGUGGCGUGUUUUCUGACUUUAACAGAAAUUUCUUCACAGGACAGAUUAUUUGGGAAGAUACUAUGUGGAAAGCUCCACUGCCAGCUUUCAACACAGCUUGGGAAGGCAGGAGAUGUUACGUGUGAUGGCGAGGCUUGGCCUUGUGGCAGGACAUGAUGCUGCAUGGGAAGCGCUGGGACAGGCACCAAAAUCCCCAGUGGAAGCGGGUUUAAUGCAAAGACUCACCCAAGGCUGAGAACUUUCUAAAAGACUGAAUUUAUGUAUGUCUGGUCUAGGUUACCCAAAAAAGCCGGUAAAAGUGAUGAACCAGCUAGAGACAGAGCUGCUUUAAGGGAAGAUUUUUAUCAGCCCUGGCUUUGAAAGCUAGUAUGGAAAAAUAUGGGUUUCAACAUGUAACCUGAAGUUCUCAUUUCCACUAAAGGAGAGUGUAGGGAUUUUUUGCUUGGUGAGAAACCACUCCUGGUAGGAGCUCAUCUCAUCCCCUCCAAUUUCUCAAACUAGAGCUUCAAACUUUGAAGAAUAAACAUGAGUCAAAAUAUGCAGAAAUUGGUGCUGGGAGACAGCAGGAGAAAGCAUGAGCAGAUAGUUACAACAGACUGUCCCCUUCAUAUUAUGUAUUUCUUUAAAUGUCAACGUAUUCUUACCACUACAGAAGGCACCACUUGAGGGGGACCGCAACAAUGGUGCCAUGAGUGAUGUCCGGCCACCAAGCAGAAAGGUCUGAACGUCCCCGUUAGAAUAAGAAAGUGCAAGAGGUGGUUUAAGGUGAGGACUAAGAGCUCAUGCAUUGGUCCAAUAGCUGGCACAUGGGCCAAAGCUUUGCCAUCUUGAGUUGCUCCAGGAGCCAACCUGACAGUUCUCCAGCCCGUUAUCCGUGUGCGUUGCCUCUCAUCUCCUCCCUCUGUUUAGCAAAGUCCCGCUCCGACAGCAGCCCAGGGGGUGGGUUUGCAUUGUGCUGCAUUUGCAUCCGAGGGGAGAAAAUGGGCGCAUGCAAAAUGCAAAUCUUGUUUUACUCA
Messenger RNA from Falco peregrinus (peregrine falcon), 2513 nucleotides. It is a transcript of the gene TNFRSF13B, whose product is annotated as TNF receptor superfamily member 13B. NCBI's taxonomy places the organism in Eukaryota, Metazoa, Chordata, Aves, Falconiformes, Falconidae. Bases 5 to 916 code for a protein of 303 amino acids. The transcript is spliced from 5 exons. Gene Ontology annotation, cellular component: plasma membrane. The record is from RefSeq and is a predicted model, not a curated record.